AUGGCCAGACUUUACAGUGGUAAUCUUGGAAUGAUUGCCCUAAGAAAUGCUUAUCAUGGUGGAAACUCCAAUACAAUUGGACUGACUGCCCUAAACACGUGGAAGUACCCCAUACCACAGGGUGAAAUCCAUCAUGUUGUAAAUCCAGAUCCAUACCAUAGAAUUUUUGGCUCAAAUGCAGCCCUUUAUGCCAAAGACGUACAAGAUCACAUUGAUUUUGGAAGUUCAGGAAAGGUUGCUGGUUUUAUAGCUGAAACCGUUCAGGGAGUUGGUGGAGCAGUGGAAUUGGCCCCUGGAUACUUAAAACAUGUUUAUGACAUUGUGCGCAAAGCUGGUGGUGUCUGCAUUGCUGAUGAAGGAAUUGGCAAUGGUUUGCCAUUUGAAGCUGUAGUGACAACACCAGAGAUAGCUAGUGUAAUGGCUCAGAAGAUUCAGUUCAACACUUUUGGUGGAAACCCAGUAUGUUCUGCUGGGGGGCUUGCGGUGCUUAGGCUUAUUGAUAAAGAGAAGCGUCAAGCACAUUGUGCCUUCGUUGGUUCUCACCUGAUUGGACGCUUGAGAGCUCUACAAGAGAGACAUGAUAGUAAUUACUCUUGA
Molecule: messenger RNA, 597 nt
Organism: Pistacia vera
Lineage: Eukaryota; Viridiplantae; Streptophyta; Magnoliopsida; Sapindales; Anacardiaceae
Product: alanine--glyoxylate aminotransferase 2 homolog 1, mitochondrial-like
Exons: 4
Coding region: 1-597 (198 amino acids)
Biological process (GO): glyoxylate catabolic process
Cellular component (GO): mitochondrion
Molecular function (GO): L-alanine:glyoxylate transaminase activity; pyridoxal phosphate binding
Source: RefSeq, a predicted model, not a curated record